Molecule: messenger RNA, 2632 nt
Organism: Ornithorhynchus anatinus (platypus)
Lineage: Eukaryota; Metazoa; Chordata; Mammalia; Monotremata; Ornithorhynchidae
Product: snurportin-1-like
Exons: 9
Coding region: 94-1197 (367 amino acids)
Biological process (GO): snRNA import into nucleus; protein import into nucleus
Cellular component (GO): nucleus; cytoplasm
Molecular function (GO): nuclear import signal receptor activity; protein binding
Source: RefSeq, a predicted model, not a curated record
CGGCUCGGCUCGGCUCGACUUCGCCUUCGGCACCGGCUCGGUUCCGGUUCGGCUUCGGCUCCGCCUCCUGCUGGUCGGGUGUUGGGCGUCAAGAUGGAUGAGCUCAGUCAGGCCCUGGCCAGCAGCUUCUCGGUGUCCCGGGAGCUGAACAGCACGGCGGCCCCGCACCCUCGUCUGGCCCAGUACAAAUCCAAGUACAGUUCUCUGGAGCAGGGAGAGAGGCGACGUCGGUUGCUUGAACUCCAGAAAUCCAAGCGUCUGGAUUACGUGAACCAUGCCAGGAGGCUGGCCGAGGACGACUGGUCAGGAAUGGACAGCGAGGAGGAGGAGAAGGAGGAGGAGGAGGGAGACAAAAGGGGAGAUGAGGAAAUGGACAUUGACGUCGGCAAGAAGUUACCAAAGCGCUAUGCCAACCAGCUGAUGCUUUCCGAGUGGCUGAUCGACGUACCCUCGGACCUGGCCCAGGAAUGGAUUGUGGUGGUGUGCCCUGUUGGGAAACGAGCCCUUAUUGUGGCUUCUCGGGGCUCUACUGCAGCGUAUACCAAGAGUGGCUUCUGUGUCAACAGAUUCCCUUCCCUGCUCCCAGGAGGCAACAGGCAUAACUCAGUGACGGGAAAAGACUACACCAUCCUGGAUUGCAUCUACAGUGAAGUGAACCAAACCUACUACGUUCUGGAUGUGAUGUGCUGGAGGGGACACCCCAUCUAUGACUGUCAGACAGAUUUCCGAUUCUAUUGGGUGCAUUCAAAGUUGUCCGAAGAGGAGGGCCUGGGAGAAAAAACCAGGCUUAAUCCAUUUAAAUUUGUGGGUCUGAAGACUUUUCCAAGUACUCCUGAGAGCCUCUGCAAGUUGCUGUCCACGGAUUUCCCUUUUGAGGUGGACGGGCUUCUCUUCUACCACAAGCAAGCCCACUACAGCCCCGGCAGCACGCCGCUGGUGGGCUGGCUCCGGCCCUACAUGGUGUCCGAUGUGCUCGGCGUGGCCGUGCCGGCCAGCCCCCUGACCGCCAAACCCGAGUACGCCCGACAGCAACUCCAGCAGAUCAUCGAGCACAAGAGAGGCAAGAAGGAGGCAAGCGGCAAGACGGCUUCCGCCGCCGAGAAUGGACGCUACGAGCUGGAGUACCUGUCCACCCCCAGGCCGGCGGAUUCUCCGCUCAGGAAGGACGAGGCCGGGGUACAGAUGGAGAGCUGUUGAAGGCUGGGACAGGAGGAGACAUCCCUCCUCCCCCGUCCCAAAUCACCCCCUACCAGGCCUCCUGCCCCAGCCUCGGUACUUCUGGGGGCUUGCUGCGGUCAUUCGCCAGGAGGAGAGAGAUAAUAAUCACUAUUGUGGCUGCUCUGUCUCCUAAGCCGUUCCUCCCCGGAGGCUUCCCGGCAGCUCCACUCCAGGGGAGGAUCUAAGCAGGGUGCUCUGGGUCCCCGUUGGAGAAACCCAGGUGCGUCCCGGGUUGAGAUCCGCUGUGUAGCGCCCUUGGAAUGUUCCCAGUUUGGACGGCGUUUGGGUUGGAUCGAGCAACUGUUACUGGUAAGGGGGGAUCUCGGCCCGAGUGGGGAAACGUGUGCAAUUCUUAAGAAAGCGGUUGUAUGUAAUUCUCUCUAGAUGGCUGGUACCUCCCCGCCCCACCAAUCCCCGAAAUCGAUUUUCAGAACCCCAGGCCCGAAGGGCUCUCAGGGUGGCUUUAGACAGACCAAGCUGAGCAACAGAAAAUGGAUUUCCGGCCAGGUCGGGGAGCUUCUGUUUCCAGGAUCUGAAUUGAUUUCCCUCUUUUGAGAAGGCGAGCAGGAUCUUCUCCAGGGACGACGUCGUUGAAGGAAAAAUGCCUGGUGAGCUGACUCACACGUGAGCUACUCUGACCAAAUGGCUUCUUCGUGCCGGCGAGUGCUGGGGACCAUCUGCCUUGCCCGCUUCUGAAGCCUCCCCAGAGGGCUGACCCCUUGCUUUCUACUGCAAGGCCAACAGAACUCAGUUAUGACCCUCUCUGGCCCAGCAGAUUGUAUUCUCUUGUAUCUGUUCAGAAUAGCACCUGAAUCACUGAAAGGGGAAUCGGGUCAGAUUUUUACAAUUUAAGGUUUUUAAAAUGAGAAACUUCUCCUGAGCCAAUCAGUAGUUCUGGGAAUGUAAGAGGGUGUGAGAGUGGGAGAAGGCGGAAUAUGGUCACCCGGAUUCCUUAUGUCCAGGGUAAGCAGGAUGGGUUUCCGGCACUCAGAGACAGUAUCCUGAAAAUGAAUCUGUAAGACCUGAGAAGGAAAUUGCUUUUCAGCUGUGCUGCUGACUGCAUCACAAAGACUCCUGACAGAUGAACAGUCACUCUUGUGUUAAUACUUUUCAAACUUUGAAAGGAUUGUCUGCAUUGUGUCCCCCCUGGGUACCGAAACCCCUUUACUUGUAAGAUGAGAGAAAGAAAGGAUGGAUGAGUGGGGAGAGAGAAAAAGAGAGAGUGUGUUUGUGUCUGUCGGUCUGUCAGUUGUCAUUUACCAUACUCUGGGCCACGACAUUCAUCUCCAAAUUUCUCCUGUAACCAAGAGCCUGAAAAUAAAAGGAUAACAGAUUAACUUGGGAAUGCCAAACAGCUCUCAUGAGUUAAGAGUGUUAAUGACCCUGCUGAGCAUAAAUACAGCUGUAGCUUUUA